Messenger RNA from Salarias fasciatus (jewelled blenny), 2010 nucleotides. It is a transcript of the gene gp1ba, whose product is annotated as glycoprotein Ib platelet subunit alpha. Gene Ontology annotation, cellular component: plasma membrane. Gene Ontology annotation, molecular function: protein binding. NCBI's taxonomy places the organism in Eukaryota, Metazoa, Chordata, Actinopteri, Blenniiformes, Blenniidae. The coding region runs from base 36 to 866 and encodes 276 amino acids. The transcript has 6 exons. The record is from RefSeq and is a predicted model, not a curated record.
ACACACAGCAGACUAAAGUCCUCUCACUGGUCGCAAUGAGGGCUUCUCUCCUUCUUGCCCUAACUUUCCUCUUGUCUCACGUUACUGGGGCAGAUCCAGGUCCUGGUUGCCAGACCAAAAGGGACAAGGACUAUCGACCGAGUAUGAACUGCACUGCGGGUGGCUUUUCCAGCAUCCCACUGGAAAUUGAACCUACGAUCCAGGUUCUGCUGUUUAGAGACAACCGGUUCUCGAGUCUCUCCUGGUCCUCCUUCCAGGUGUUUGCACAGCUCCAUGAGGUGGACCUGACAGGAAACCAGAUCCUGGAGGUCCCUCUGUCCCCUGGAGCUCUGCUGCCUACCCUCAGCGUACUCCGCCUGGGAUGGAACCGCCUCACCGGCCUGCCCAACGGCUCCUUCUCCGCCUGCCCCGCACUCACCGAACUCCACCUGCCCCACAACACAAUUUCUGCGCUGAGCGAUGGCAGCUUCUCCGGACUGAGCCGGCUGGAGACCCUUGACCUGACAUCCAACCGGAUCACAGUCCUUCCUCCCCUCAUGCUGCAUCCACUUGUUGCCAUAGAAAAUCUAUUCCUGGGAAACAAUCAGAUCCGGGUGAUGCCUGAUGAUUGGUUCAGCAAGAAGGAAGAUAUCCCCUACAUCAUCCUCUCAGCCAAUCCCUGGGAAUGUUCCUGCUCUCUGCGUAUUCUGCACCGAUACCUCCAAGACAAUGGUCUUAAUGUGUAUGUCCUUGAUGGUGGACUCAUCAGCAGUGACCCUGAAAGCGUGGUCUGUCAGUCUCCAUUAACACUCAAGGGAUUGUCUGUUGUGAAUCUGGAAGAAAGUGAGCUGUGUGGACCAAGACCAAGGUCCUUGUCAAGAUUUUGAUGAGACAAGAAACAAUAUUCCUCCAUACCAGUCCACAGUUUCUUUGAAGAAGACCACCGAUUCUCCAUACCAGACCACCGAUAUUAUGUAAACUGUUAUUUACUGCUAUCAAAUCUCAUGAUAAACUGUCAUUUACUGUCAUGACAUGAUAAACUGUUAUUUACUGUGAUCACAUCACACGAUCAACUGUUGACUUAUUUCAUAUCAAAUAAUAUUUUAGCGUUGCCAAAGUGAAAAUUGAUGAUGAUGGCCAACAUUUACACAGACACACAAACAAGCACAUAUCCUAAUCCACUGACAAACUCACUUUCAGGUUGAGGCAUGUGUUCACACAUGCACAGACAGACACAUGUUUUGAAGUGUGUUUUCUAACCGGCAUAUUCACACACACACACACACACACACACACACACACACACACACACACACACACACACACACCACAAACAAUAACUUAUGGCAUGUUUCCACCUACCCGCCUCUCCUCUGCCCUACUCUGCCUCACUUGUAGAACCGUGAUGUCCUUAUGACUUUGUAUUGACAUGACAUGGAGGCUGUCGUGUUUCUUUUUGUUGUUUUGUUGCAUCACUUCCGCUUCCGCUUCCGGGUCGCUGCUGUCACUUGUGUUUACUCCGUGUAUCGUCCCUGGUUUUUGAACUUUUUUUUCCAUACCGACAACUGAUUUGGAUUACGGACCUCGGACUGAAUGGUGGAGACUACCGGUUACGACCACGGACUGUAUUGCGACACCGAUUGGAGGAAGACGGACAUUGGAAAGCCGGCGAAGCCGGUAGCUGGGUCAGCCAAGCUAAGCUACCUAGCUAUUCUAGCCGGUGAGGCUACCAGCUGGCCGCGUAAUAACAACAAACGCGAUGCCACCCAAGAAAGUUCCAACGAUUGAGGAGAUGGAGGACAUCAAAAAAUCCCUCGAUUUUCUGGGUGAGGAAGUGUCUGCUGUGAGGCUGCAGCAGAAGAACCUUCUGGACCUGGUGGAGGAGAUUAAGGUUCUGCGGCUGCAGAACGCAGAGAAGGCAAAACGGAUCGCCUUUCUCGAGAACCGAGUGGAGGAUCUGGAGCAAUACACUCGGAUUAAUAACAUCAUUGUGACUGGACUUCAGAUUAAACCCCGGUCAUACGCUCGAGC